This is a messenger RNA of Thamnophis elegans (Western terrestrial garter snake), 6166 nucleotides long. RefSeq names its product dedicator of cytokinesis 5 (gene DOCK5). Gene Ontology annotation, cellular component: plasma membrane; cytoplasm. The record is from RefSeq and is a predicted model, not a curated record. Gene Ontology annotation, molecular function: guanyl-nucleotide exchange factor activity; small GTPase binding. Gene Ontology annotation, biological process: small GTPase-mediated signal transduction; cell migration. The coding region runs from base 219 to 5846 and encodes 1875 amino acids. NCBI's taxonomy places the organism in Eukaryota, Metazoa, Chordata, Lepidosauria, Squamata, Natricidae. The transcript is spliced from 52 exons.
GCGGCUGGAGAAUCAACUUGGGCAGAGAAAGGGGGAAGGCGGCGCAGCAGCGGACCAGCCAGCCAGCCAGCCAGCCAGCAACCGGGUUCACCCCGACUAUGGCAGGCGAGCUGGAGGCUCCCGAGGCCGGCGGAGGUUGAAGCGCGGAGCCGGGGCUCGGCCAGCAGCAACAGCAGCAGCAGGAGGGGCGAGGCUCCCCCCUCCAGCCCAGCAUCGGCAUGGCUCGCUGGAUCCCCACCAAGCGGGAGAAAUAUGGCGUGGCCAUCUACAAUUACAAAGCAGUCCAGGAUGUGGAGCUCUCUUUACAGGUUGGAGAUACUGUUCACAUCCUGGAGAUGUAUGAAGACUGGUACAGAGGCUACAGUCUUCGAAAUAAAUCCAAAAAGGGUAUCUUCCCAUCAACCUACAUUCAUCUCAAGGAGGCAACGGUGCAAGAUGGUGGACAAAAUGAGACAGUAAUUCCUAGUGAAGUUCCAUUGGUCCAAGAACUCACCUCUACUUUGCGAGAAUGGGUAGUGAUCUGGCAUAGGCUGUAUGUGGAGAACAAAAGCUCCCUCUUUCGCACUGUACAACAGAUGACCUACAGUCUGAUUGAAUGGCGAUCCCAGAUCCUAUCAGGCACUCUCCCCAAGGAUGAGUUGGCUGAACUCAAGAAGAAAGUCACGGCCAAAAUCGAUUAUGGCAACAGGAUUUUGGGACUGGACCUGGUGGUGCGUGAUGAUAAUGGGAACAUACUGGAUCCAGAUGUUACCAGCAUGAUUUCCCUCUUUAAAGCACAUGAGACAGCAUCCAAAAGAAUUGAGGACAGGAUCCAAGAAGAAAAGUCUCUUCAACAGAAUGUAGACCGACGAGGACAGUCUAUCUUUAAUAAUACCCACACUUACAGCCUGUACAUCAAUUUCAAGAAUUUUGUCUGCAAUAUUGGUGAGGAUGCAGAGCUGCUUAUGAGCCUUUAUGAUCCAGACCAAUCCAAGUUUAUUAGUGAAAACUACCUGGUUCGCUGGGGAAGCAAUGGAAUGCCGAAGGAAAUUGAAAAGCUUAACAAUCUUCAAGCUGUCUUUACGGAUCUCAGCAGUUCUGACUUGAUCCGGCCUCGGGUCAGCCUAGUGUGUCAAAUAGUACGAGUUGGCCACAUGGAGUUGAAAGAAGGCAAGAAGCAUACUUGUGGCCUCCGGAGACCUUUUGGAGUAGCAGUGAUGGACGUUACAGACAUCAUUCAUGGGAAAGUGGACGAUGAAGAGAAGCAGCAUUUUGUUCCCUUUCAGCAGAUUGCCAUGGAAACAUACAUCAGGCAGCGGCAGUUAAUCAUGGCACCGUUAAUAACGUCUCACGUGAUUGGAGAGAAUGAGCCCCUCACGUUGGUCUUCAACAAAGUUAUUGCGGCCAAGGAAGUGAAUCAUAAAGGACAAGGCCUCUGGGUUUCUCUGAAACUGCUGCCUGGUGAUUUAGCUCAGGUUCAGAAGGAUUUUUCUCAUCUCAUUGACAGAUCAACAGCUAUUGCCCGCAAAAUGGGAUUCCCAGAGAUUAUAUUGCCUGGUGAAGUUCGGAAUGAUAUCUACGUCACGCUGAUGCACGGAGAGUUCGACAAAGGGAAGAAGAAGACACCUAAAAAUGUUGAGGUUACCAUGUCAGUUCAUGAUGAAGAUGGAAACAUUUUAGAGAAAGCUAUCCAUCCGGGUGCUGGCUAUGAAGGUAUUUCAGAAUACAAAUCAGUCGUCUACUAUCAAGUCAAGCAACCUUGCUGGUAUGAAACUGUAAAGGUCUCCAUAGAAAUAAAAGAGGUUGGCCGCUACCAUUUAAGAUUUACUUUCCGUCACCGUUCAUCACAGGAAUCAAGAGAUAAAUCCGAACGAGCUUUUGGGAUGUCCUUUCUGAAGCUGAUGAAUGUAGAUGGUACCACUCUGCAGGAUGGCAGGCAUAAUUUAGUAGUCUACAAGGGUGAGAACAAAAAAAUGGAAGAUGCUAAGUGUUACUUGACGCUUCCCAGCACCAAGUUGGAAGUGGAAGACAGAGAUGGAGUUGCAUCCAAGCAACACACGGCCAAUUUUACUCUGAAUAAAGACAGCACCAAGGACAGCUUUCAGAUUGCAACACUCAUCUGCUCGACAAAACUAACACAGAAUGUUGACUUGCUAGGAUUGUUGAAUUGGCGUUCAAACUCUCAGAAUAUAGGACACAACCUGAAGAAGCUGAUGGACGUGGAAGGAGGAGAAAUUGUUAAGUUUCUACAAGAUACACUUGAUGCACUUUUUAGUAUAAUGAUGGAGAUGUCUGACAAUGAAUCCUACGAUUUUCUUGUAUUUGAUGCAUUGGUAUUUAUUAUUUCCCUGAUUGGAGAUAUCAAGUUUCAGCAUUUUAAUCCUGUACUGGAGACCUACAUUUAUAAACACUUUAGUGCCACCUUGGCCUAUGUAAAACUCACCAAGGUUCUGAAUUUCUAUGUUGGAAAUGCAGAUGAUUCUACUAAGACAGAUUUGCUAUUUGCUGCUCUGAAAGCUUUGAAGUAUCUCUUCAGGUUCAUAGUACAAUCGAGAGUUCUUUACUUAGGAUUUUAUGGCAAAAGUGAAGAUGGGGAUGAGUUUAACAAUGCCAUUCGCAAGCUAUUCCUUUCCUUUAACGUCCUCAUGGAUCGACCACUUGAAGAAGCUGUCAAAAUCAAGGGUGCUGCCUUGAAGUAUUUGCCAAGCAUAAUUAAUGAUGUCAAACUAGUAUUUGAUCCAGUUGAACUCAGUGUCCUUUUUAGCAAAUUUAUUCAAAGCAUCCCUGAUAAUCAGCUUGUCCGUCAGAAGCUCAAUUGUAUGACCAAGAUUGUGGACAGUGACCUCUUCCGUCAGUCUGAAUGCCGUGACAUUCUUCUCCCCCUGCUGGUAGACCAGCUCAGUGGACAACUGGAUGAUAACUCUCACAAACCUGACCAUGAAGCCUGCUCACAGCUGCUUAGCAAUAUUCUUGAGGUACUCGAUCGGAAAGAGGUGGGUCCAACUGCGGAUCACAUACAGUUGAUCAUGGAACGGCUACUGAGGAGGAUAAACCGGACUGUGAUUGGAAUGGGAAGGCAGGCUACACACAUUGGAAGUUUUGUAUCCUGCAUGACAGCCACCUUGAGACAGAUGGAUGAUUCCCAUUAUAAUUACUACAUCAGCACUUUCAAAACCAGACAGGAUCUUAUUGAUUUUCUGAUGGAAACUUUCAUCAUGUUUAAAGAUUUGAUUUGGAAAAAUGUCUAUGCAAAUGACUGGAUGGUGAUGAACAUGAUGCAGAACAGGAUUUUCCUUCGAGCCAUCAAUCAGUAUGCCUCUGUGCUCAAUCGUUUCUUCUUGGAUCAAGCAAGCUUUGAGCUUCAGCUAUGGAAUAAUUACUUCCAUUUGGCAGUGGCCUUUCUUACUCAUGAAUCCCUUCAACUGGAGACUUUCUCCCAGGCUAAACGGAGCAAGAUAAUGAAGAAAUAUGGAGAUAUGAGGAAGGAAAUUGGCUUCCAGAUAAGGGACAUGUGGUACAACCUUGGACCUCAUAAGAUCAAGUUCAUCCCUUCUAUGGUGGGCCCCAUCCUGGAAGUGACCUUGACGCCAGAGUCUGAGCUGCGGAAAGCAACCAUCCCUAUCUUUUUCGACAUGAUGCAAUGCGAAUUCAACUUCAGUGGGGGCAGAAAUUUCCGUAUGUUUGAAAAUGAACUGAUCACUAAAUUAGAUCAAGAAGUGGAAGGAGGUCGGGGAGAUGAGCCAUACAAGAUCCUGCUGGAGAAACUCCUCUUGGAACACUGCCGGAAGCAUAAAUACCUGUCAAGCUCAGGCGAAGUCUUUGCCCUGUUGGUUAGCAGCCUGCUUGAGAACCUCUUGGAUUACCGAGCGAUUAUGCAUGAUGGGAGCAAGGAGAACCGCAUGAGUUGCACUGUCAACUUACUGAAUUUUUAUAAAGAAAAGAAAAGAGAGGAUAUCUACAUCAGGUACCUAUAUAAGCUCCGAGAUUUGCACACUGAUUCCGAGAGCUACACUGAGGCAGCUUACACACUCCUGCUUCAUGCAGAGUUACUUCAGUGGUCUGAUCAGCCAUGUGUUCAGCAUCUGCUUCAGAGGGACAGCUAUUAUGUCUAUUCACAACAGGAACUGAAGGAGAAGCUUUACCAAGAAAUCAUAGUCUUCUUCGACAGAGGCAAAAUGUGGGAGAAAGCCAUCCAGCUAAGCAAAGAAUUGGCUGACAUGUACGAGAACAAAGUCUUUGACUAUGAGAGCCUGGGCAAUCUCCUGAAAAAACGGGCCACCUUCUAUGAGAACAUCAUGAAAGCAAUGAGGCCUCAACCAGAAUAUUUUGCUGUUGGAUAUUUUGGCCAUGGAUUUCCUUCCUUCCUUCGGAACAAGAUGUUCAUCUACCGUGGAAAGGAAUAUGAAAGGAGGGAAGACUUCAUUGUGAAACUGCUCACCCAGUUUCCAAAUGCUGAGAAAAUGAGCAGCACCGCCCCACCAACAGAAGAUGUCAAAGCUUCUCUUAAGCAAUACAUACAGUGUUUCCUAGUUAAGCCUGUCAUGAACCUUCCUCCAAGCUACAAAGACAAGCCUGUUCCAGAGCAGAUUCUAAACUUUUAUAGAUCCAAUGAAGUGCAACAGUUCCAAUACUCCCGGCCUUUCAGAAAAGGAGAAAAAGAUCCCGAGAAUGAAUUUGCAACUAUGUGGAUAGAACGUACCACCUAUACAACCGCCUACUCUUUCCCUGGAAUCCUCAAAUGGUUUGAAGUCAAGCAAGUCACUAUGGAGGAAAUCAGCCCCUUGGAGAAUGCCAUUGAAACCAUGGAGCGGACAAAUGAGAAGAUCAGUAACUGCGUGCAACAACAUGCUUGGGACCGAACCCUUCCUGUCCAUCCUCUCUCCAUGCUCUUGAAUGGCAUUGUGGAUCCAGCAGUAAUGGGUGGUUAUACCAACUACGAGAAGGCCUUUUUCACUGAGAAAUAUGUUCAGGAACACUCUGAAGAUCAAGAAAAGAUUGAAUUACUCAAGCAACUAAUUGCCCUACAGAUGCCUUUGCUGGCUGAAGGGAUUAGAAUCCAUGGGAAGAAACUGACCGAGCAAUUGAAGCCUCUUCAUGACAGGCUAACCUCUUGCUUCAAGGAACUGAGAGAGAAAGUGGAGAAGCUCUACGGUGUGAUCACCCUGCCUUCCUCACUGACGGAGAGAAAGCAGAGCAGGUCCGGUUCAGUGGUUUUGCCAUACAUCAUGUCCUCCACAUUGAGAAGGCUGUCAGUUACUUCUGUCACUUCUUCAGUUGGAUCAACUUCAUCUACAUCAUCUGACAGCGUUUCCUCCAGACCAGGAUCUGAUGGAUCUAUUCUUGAGCCACUGGUGGAAAGGAGAAGUUCGGCAGCCUCUAGGAUGGAAGAGCAGCCUGCCAAAGAUGAUGCAGACAACCGGGCUAAUAAAUUCCGUCGGAAAGACUGGAGUCUCAGUAAAUCUCAGGUUAUUGCCGAGAAGGAGCCAGAAGCUGAGUUGGCUUUCAAAACGAACGCAGCAGGAAAAGCACCGAGGCCAAAGAGCCUGCAACUGGGAGAGAGCAAACUGACUCUGCAUCAGAACUCAUCACUUCACCAAGCUGGAGCACUCAGCCCACCACCAAUCACUCCCAAAACACCGAGAACUCAAAGUUUCCCUUCCUUGCAAGCAGAUGGAUUAACAACCGUUAACUUGCAGAAUUCUCCUCCCCCACCGCCGCCCAAAUGCAAGCCCUAUGAGAGUAACGGCUCCAGAAACUCCACAGAGGUGGCUCCACCUCUGCCUAUCAGGCGAGAACCCAAGCCUCCUCCUCCUCCUCCUAAAGCUAGGAAAUCUGGUGUCCUUUCUUUAGAGCCAGAUCUACAAUGAGGACUCUGCAUCAUCUUGUCUCUUUUCAUCUGGAACUGAACAUCUGGUGCUUUGUGGAUGUACAGUAUCUAGUUCUCCAGAACGUCUCAGCAUUGGCUUCUUCCUGCUGAACAGCUUCGCCCCUCCAUUCCUGCACAAAGUUUGGGGAUGUGAACAAAAAUCAGCUGCUAGAAAUUUUGGCAAAGCUGAUGUUUCCUGGCUUCUGAUUUCUCUAUUGACAUCCCAAGACGUAUCUUCUGAUCAUCUAUGGCGUAUCAGGGCUUCUGCAGGGCUAAAGAAACCACAUUCUGUCAUCCAUCAGUCCUUGUUCCACCAUGGAU